Molecule: messenger RNA, 2339 nt
Organism: Cutaneotrichosporon oleaginosum
Lineage: Eukaryota; Fungi; Basidiomycota; Tremellomycetes; Trichosporonales; Trichosporonaceae
Biological process (GO): rRNA processing
Cellular component (GO): nucleus
Source: RefSeq, a predicted model, not a curated record
CAGAGAUCCAGAGACUACUCUACGCUCAUCUUCACCGCCAUGUCGUCCGCACUUUCGGGCACGACGCUUAUGGCGCUUCUCACAUCGCUUCCUCUUCCAUCUUCCGCUGCUGAAGAGCUGGUAUCACUCCAUGCGCCAUUCGUUCAGCCGUCCACCCUCUCUCAAUCACAGCUCGGCAAGUGGCUCGCCCGCUUGAACAGCGCCGUGAUGGCGCGCGACCCCGCCGCCGCAUCGCUCGCCGCAAUUGUGAUCGAGCAGGACAGAGAGGGGUACGCCGCUGCACAGCACGGCAAGGGGUGGAUGGGCUCCUGUUUGGGUGUGCUUGCCGCCCCCGCCACCACUGUCGAAGCUCUUCCUUCCUUCCUCAAGCUGACGUGUGCGCUCGUCGCCGCCGCACCCCAAGCUCCCGCCUUCGAGCGUGAGGUUGUCCAGCCAGCGAUGGGCAAGAUUGCCGUAUCCCUGUCCCGCCUCGUCGAGCGCUUGGUCGAAGCGCAAGCCUAUCCCGCUAUCAGGGAGACCUUGGAGGCAGCCAGCGCGCUUAUUUCCGCCUCACCGCCGCCCUUCCGGCCCGCAGCACCGGCCUUGCGCGCUGCUAUGACCACUCUGGUGUUGGGCGGGGAGGCGCCCGAGGAUGUAAAGUAUGCCGCGGCGCAGACCCUCGCCGUCCUCCACAUGGCCGCCGGGAAGGCUGGCGCUCCGGCCGCGUGGGGAAGUGACAUGCGUGAAGCACUCGGCGGCCUGGCGGCCUCGAUGAGCGCGAUGACGGCCGAGGCCAUGGAGGAAGAACCACCUCGCACCGCCGCGCCCCCGCCUUCGUCUUCCCUUCCAGCCUUCCCUGUUGACCACAUCGAGCGCGUGAACGCAGCUCUGUUCGCCGUGGAGGGAUACACUGAGUUGGCCGUCGCGCUCCUCACAACCGCCACGGCUCGGCCGGUACCGGUCCCCAUCGCGCAGAUCAUCUCCGCUGCACUUCGCGCACUGAAUCUGACUUUCGACACUCCCGUCGCGCCGUACGUCUCGCCAUCGCACCACGCUGCUCUCGCCGCAUCUCUUCCUCGUGUAUGGGCUGCGGGCCUUCUCUUGUUGGGUGGAGCUAUGGCCGCAUGCGGAGACCACGUCGUGCCCCACCUCACUGCGAUCCUCGAGCACACAGUCUACCUCCUCGAGCGUACCCCGGCUGCGAUGGCUGGUGCAAGGCUCCAGCUUCUCCGCUUCCACUCUCUGCUUCUGCAGAUCUACCCUGCCGCCACCCUGCCCGCAGAGUACACCCAGAGGUUGCUGAAGUUCUCCCUCGGCGUGCUGGGAGGGGUGCUUGAUGCCCGGCCUACCGUCACUUCCGCCACAGGGACGGGGCGGAAGGGAAAGAAGCGCGCCCGUGGAGCCGAGGACGCAUUGGUGGGCGGACUGGCAGGCCGCGCACCCCGCCCUGCUACCGCCGUCGAGGCUGAGAUUAUGCAGGCCGCCCUCGAGCUCUCGCCCGCCCUCCAUAAGACGGUGCCGCCUGCACUUCUGAAUUUCUCCCUGCGCCUUCACCUGGCGCUGUACACUACUAUCGCGUCCCGACCAUCUUUCACCGCCCCAUCAUCUGCCACGGCUGUCCGCGCUACAUUGGACAGCGUUCUGGAGCAUGCGGCGACUCUUGAGGCGGCCGGCACGGCGCGGGACAUCCGUACCCUCCUCCUCUCCAUCCUCCCUUCCACUGUCGAGCGGAACGCCGUCUUCGAUGCUCUUCUCCACCCUGCCCUCCCGCCUCUGUCACGACCCCUGCCUCCGCUCGCGCAGCUGCACAUGUUUGCUCCGGAGAGCGAGGCUGAGAAGAAGGUGCGGCUCGAGCUAGGCUUCCGAGACGGCAACGAGGAGGAUGAGGAGGAUGAGGAUUCGGACGAGGACGAGGACAUGGCCGUCGACGACUGGCCGACAGGUAACGGCGUCGCGCAGCCGGUGGCACCUCCGACGCCAGCCCCAGUAGCUGUUGCUGUGACCAUCGCACCGCAACCAGUUGCGGUCGAGGUUGUCGUUCCACCACCGGCUGCUGUUUCAGCGCCGUUUUCGGCACCUAUUCCGGCCUCUGUUCCAGCCCCAGCUUCCGUACCGGUCGCCGCGCCUGCUGCAGUGUCUGUGCCUGAAGCAGCCCCCGCGGCGGCGCCGUUCAUGUCGAGUAGCUCUUUCUCUGCACCCGCGCCACCCGCUCCAGCACCGGCUCCGGUCGCGGCAGCGGAGGACGAGGACGAUUCGGACGAGGAGAUCCCGGACCUUGACAGCGGGAGCAGCGACGAGGACGAGUAGAGUACAUCAUUAGAUUUGCAUGCAUUUGGCCACUGGACGCGAAUCGAGGCCAG